This is a messenger RNA of Pangasianodon hypophthalmus (striped catfish), 2223 nucleotides long. RefSeq names its product alkB homolog 6 (gene alkbh6). The record is from RefSeq and is a predicted model, not a curated record. The transcript has 7 exons. The coding region runs from base 303 to 1007 and encodes 234 amino acids. NCBI's taxonomy places the organism in Eukaryota, Metazoa, Chordata, Actinopteri, Siluriformes, Pangasiidae.
UACUUUAGUAGAAUUUCAUACUAUAUUGACGAGUUUUUCUUUUGUUUUUAUUUUUAAUCCAGUAGGUGGCGCAAUGUACGGCGCGUGCGAGCUGCCUGAACUCAUAGAAGAAGAGAAGAAGAAGAAGAACAGGAAAUGACAAAAGACGAGUGAACUCUGGAUACAGCCCAAAUAUGUCGAGACGCCCUACUUAGGUAGGAACUACUGAGGAAGGAAGCACACUAAAUAGUGCACUAUGUGAAUAAAUUAUCGCUAUUUGGGAUUCGGCCACUGGUUCUGUAGGUGAUGUUGAAGCAGUUAGAAUGGCAAAAUCUGAAGUGAUUUCUGAAGAGUUUGAAAGAUACAUUGUGAAAGAUGCUCCACCGACUGUUUACUACAUUCCAGACUUUAUAACAGAAGCAGAAGAAGAGUAUCUCCUACAGCAGGUGUACAAAGCCCCCAAGCCCAAAUGGACACAGCUGUCAGGAAGGAGACUCCAGAACUGGGGAGGUCUUCCUCAUCCGAAGGGGAUGAUUGCAGAGAAGCUCCCUGAUUGGUUGCUGAGCUACACAGAAAAGAUAUCAGGCCUCGGAGCGUUUGCUGGGAAAAGCGCCAAUCAUGUGCUGGUGAACGAGUACAGGCCAGAGGAAGGCAUCAUGCCUCAUGAGGACGGGCCUCUGUAUCACCCCACAGUAACAACCAUCACUCUGGGUUCUCACACGCUGCUUGACUUCUACAGACCCGUCGAUCAAACACAGACAGAAGUUCCUCAGACAGAGGAGAGCCGCUACAUGCUGUCAUUGUUGCUGCGGCGUCGCAGUUUGCUGAUCCUGCAGGACGAGAUGUACAAGCGCUACCUUCAUGGGAUCAGCAGCGUCGCCAUGGAUACGCUAACAGAGCGUGUGGUGAACCUGUCGGUGGCGGGAGGGCAGGUAGGUGAGACGCUUCCCCGCAGAACCCGAGUUUCCCUCACCAUCCGUCACGUGCCCAAAGUCUGCCGUGCCAACCUGCUGCUCGCCAGGAAGUGACACGAUCACAGAGCCGGAUGAACCAGGAGGCGACACCUGGCCAACUAGGAAGUGACAUGAUCAUGAAGGCUUACAUGCAGGAAGUGACAUGACAAGACUCAUAUUUCAGGAACUGCCCGAAUGUUUAUAAACUUCCUACGAAUUACAUUAAGCUACAAAAUCUGAGUUUCAAAUAAACAAUUUUGAAUGUCACUAGGAGAUUUCUGGUACAGUUCUGCUUCUUUGCUUCAGAUUCAUCCACAAGCUUCAGACUGUCCAGAUUUCAGCUACCUGGCUUCUUACCAACAUCCCAAUCUGAUACAUUUCUACCCCUCUGCUCCAAAAUCAUUACUCCCUCCAUUCCGUUCAUUAUCCUCCUCACGUCUACAGCAAUUAAAGGUGAGGUGUGUCAUUUUUAAAAAUUGUUUCUCAACUUAACGGUAACAGUUUCACAUUUCUCCCUAGAAAAACUGUGAUUCACAACAUUUCCAUGCAGUAAUUUCUUUAUUUCAGGCUUCUGUUGACAUUCUCUUAACAUUUUUCUGGCCCAGCAAUUAGCUCCGCCCCCAGCUGGAACAGAACGGCUCACUUUUACACACUUUUUUGAAUUCAGAAGAUGAUUCACAGAGCUUACGCACUUUCAAUGUGUUUUUAUUGCAAGACAGCAGAGGACAUUAGAUAAAUAUUACAAAUUGCUCCUUUAAUAAUCUCGCUGUAUUUCCGACUUCUUCCUUCUUUAAGAUCUUCCUCUUCUGUCCUGCUCACCAUCCCUCAAAUAACCUUUGCUGUCAGGACCUUCCUUCCUCUAACACUCCGUCAUUCUCUUUCACUAUCUGUCUUUAAAGCACAUCUACAAAACACUCGUCUGCUCUCUCUGGCCUUUAACGUUCACGGCUCUUCUUUGCAUUUCUCAUUUGCAUUAACCACUUUAAUGGUCAGCGUGUCGUCGUCUACUUUCUCUCGCUUCUCAAGCAUCAUAAUCGCCUUGGAGUUUUUGAAAAGAGCAAGCCAUAUAAAAUGUGUUGUUGUUAUUAUUAUUAUUAUUAUUAUUAUUAUUAUUAUUAUUAUUACUACAACGGCAAGAAGAAAACUGACUUUUUUUGACCGUCACAUGCGUGUAAUUGUUAUAAUCGAUUGUCGCUAUUUGAGAUAUCAGCACAUGAUCUGUGAGAAUGAUUGUGAACUUGUAGGUGAAUUUAUUUUACAUGCACUUAUUAAAGAAAAUUGCACAACUGCA